GUUGGCGUAUUUUCCUUUUCGCGACCUUAUUCAAGUGAGCUGCGCCUUGCUCAUAAGAUCUGAUUCACUUUGUUUCUCCUCCUUUCCUCUGUUCUCACUUUGUUCUUGCAAUAUUGCUUUUAUUUUCUACUGAACAAUGUCUGAAGGCGAGGAGACGGUCGUAAACAAGAAUAAGAGGCAUAGGAAGGAAAAGCGUAUGUCAGUGGUCAUCCUGACCUCUACAUCUCCUGCUAACUCUUUGAAACAGCAUGGGAUACAGAUGAUAUUGAUCACGUGCGCCCAUAUUCGUACGAAACCAUGAUUUGUCUGCUGACCCUUCAUACAGUGGAAGAUAGAUGAAUUCAAACCUAAAGACAACAAGGCUGGAACCUUCACGGAGGAAUCUUCUUUCGCGACUUUGUUCCCCAAAUACCGCGAAAAAUAUCUGCGAGAAGUAUGGAGUGCCGUAACGAAAGCUUUGGAACAUCAUGGUAUUGCAUGCACGCUCGAUUUAAUCCAUGGUUCCAUGUCAGUACGGACGACGCGUAAAACAUACGAUCCGUACAUCAUCCUCAAAGGUCGUGACAUGAUUAAACUGCUGGCGAGAGGUGUCGCCGUUGGACAAGCGGUGAAGAUUCUGGACGACGACGUGGCUUGCGAUAUCAUCAAGAUUGGCAAUAUUGUUCGGAAUAAGGAGCGAUUCGUAAAGAGGAGACAGCGGAUAAUUGGUCCGGACGGAAGUACAUUGAAAGCCAUCGAGCUUCUCACCCAAUGUUAUGUCCUGGUGCAGGGAAGUACAGUCAGCGUAAUGGGUCCACACAAAGGCUUGAAGGAGGUUCGACGGAUAGUCUUGGAUUGCAUGAAAAACAUCCAUCCUAUAUACCGAAUCAAAGAACUUAUGAUCAAGCGCGAACUUGCGAAAGACCCCCAACUGGCCACAGAGUCUUGGGACCGCUUCCUACCUCAAUUCCGCAAGAAACAUCUCAAGACCUCUGAGAAGACGGCGAAGAAGAAUGAGCGGUUAGAGGAGAAGAACGAGGCGCGGAAGGUUGCAGGCUUGGAACCCAUUGGUCAACAGAAAGAGAAACCAGCCAAGAAGGUGUAUACACCGUUCCCUCCCGCACAGCAACCGCGAAAAGUCGACCUUCAACUCGAGUCUGGAGAGUACUUCCUCAAGAACACGGAGAAGGAAGCGAGGGACGCUCGGCGGCGCAAAGAUAAGCAAGAAGAGGUUGCUGCAGAAAAUCGGGCAAGACGAGCCGAGGUAUUCGUCGCGCCGACAGAAACCGCUGCGCCCACCGUCGAAGAGAAACGAAAACGGAAGCGCGAGAAAGACUCUGAAGCUAUGGCCGAUGGAGAUGGCGAGAAAGAAAAGAUCAAGCGAAAGAAGAAACAUAAGAAGUCGGAAGAUGCGGAGUCUUGAGUCCCAUCUUUGCUUACAUGUAUUCCGCAUUCUUGACUGGUCAUGUUCAUUUAGUCCUAUACUGUUGUUGUCGAUAUAUCCAAUUCGCUGUUCAUCGAUAUUGACAUCGUUUGACUCAGUUUCAUCCGCACUCUCCGGUUGCACCCUCAAAUCAUAGCUCAUGCCAUGACAAUCUUUGCUGAGGUUUGGAAUGCAAUAAGUACAAAGGACAUGUCAUAUGACAAGUCGAUUCCUGCUACAUUGAAAUCGCAGAAAGAAAAGGAAAAUCACAGUCAGCAUUGGCAAAUGUAAUAGCGCUGUUGUGGGGUACCGAACCUAUGCCAAGGGUAUUAUUGUUCGGCCAUACAUCCUUCGUCCGUCUAUGGGUUCGUCAACUACAACAGUUCCAACCUUGACGUAACUUUGGUGACAGCGAGUUAGUAUGGGUCCUUGGGAUGCUCCCAAGUUCCCAAAUGGUUGUCCGCAAUAUCAUCUUCAGGGUCUUCUUU
Molecule: messenger RNA, 1890 nt
Organism: Somion occarium
Lineage: Eukaryota; Fungi; Basidiomycota; Agaricomycetes; Polyporales; Cerrenaceae
Source: the annotation of a GenBank genome assembly